Camelina sativa (false flax) is the source of this 1506-nucleotide messenger RNA. Its product is annotated as fasciclin-like arabinogalactan protein 2. The record is from RefSeq and is a predicted model, not a curated record. Gene Ontology annotation, biological process: root development; shoot system development. Lineage: Eukaryota; Viridiplantae; Streptophyta; Magnoliopsida; Brassicales; Brassicaceae. Gene Ontology annotation, cellular component: plasma membrane.
UCCCAAAUGGUACCGCACACAAGUCUUCCUUCCUUCUAUCACAGCCGCCUAAUCCUCAUCCCCAAAAUGACUUCGUUCUGGGGAGUAGCCACCACAUUGGUUCUCAUUUUCCAGCUCCAUAUCUUCUUCUCCCUCUCAAGUGCACAUAACAUAACCCGAAUCUUGGCCAAAGACCCUGAUUUUUCCACUUUCAACCACUACCUUUCAGCGACUCAUCUCGCCGAUGAGAUCAACCGCCGGCAAACGAUCACCGUUUUGGCCGUUGAUAACUCAGCAAUGUCCUCAAUCCUCUCAAGAGGAUACUCUCUCUACACAAUCCGCAACAUUCUCUCUCUCCAUGUCCUGGUCGAUUACUAUGGCGCCAAGAAACUACACCAGAUCACCGACGGUUCCACCUCCACUGCCUCCAUGUUUCAAUCUACCGGAUCCGCAACGGGAACUUCUGGAUACGUCAACAUCACGGAUAUAAAAGGCGGUAAAGUCGCUUUUGGUGUCCAAGACGACGAUAGCAAGCUCACAGCUCACUACGUCAAAUCCAUCUUUGAAAAGGCUUAUAACAUCUCUGUUCUUCACAUCAGCCAAGUCUUAACCUCGCCUGAAGCAGAAGCUCCCACAGCGAGUCCCAGCGACCUUAUCCUCACCACAAUCCUCGAGAAACAAGGAUGCAAAGCUUUCUCCGAUGUUUUGAAAUCAACCGGCGCCGACAAAACGUUCCAAGACACCGUAGACGGAGGCCUAACAGUUUUUUGCCCGUCCGACAGUGCGGUCAGUAAGUUCAUGCCGAAAUUCAAAACCCUUUCUCAGGCGAACAAGACGGUGUUAGUGUUGUACCACGGCAUGCCGGUUUACCAGUCGUUACAGAUGCUUAGAUCAGGUAACGGCGCCGUUAACACGUUAGCGACAGAAGGUAACAACAAGUUUGAUUUCACCGUUCAGAAUGACGGCGAGGAUGUGACGCUCGAGACGGAUGUUGUGACGGCUAAGGUAAUGGGGACGUUAAAGGAUCAAGAGCCAUUAAUAAUUUACAAGAUUGAUAAAGUGUUGUUGCCUAGAGAGAUCUACAAAGCCGUUAAGACGGCGGCUCCAGCUCCUAAGUCCAGUAAGAAAAAGCCUAAGAACGCGGAGGCCGACGCCAACGGACCUAGCGCUGAUGCUCCGUCAGAUGAUGACAGUGAGGUGGCUGAUGAUAAAAACGGCGCUAGAACUACUCGAAUGAGUACUGUCGUAACGGCAAUUGUAGGGAUAUAUUUUGGAGUUUGGCUCAUGUGAUGUGACAUGUAGUAUUUUACCUCGGUUGGGAAUUUCGUUUUUAUUUUCUUUUUUUUCUUGUUUGAUUUUUUAAUUUGUCGGUUUAAUUAUUUUAAAUAUAUUCUUUUCAUUUCACGUUAAUCAUUUGUGUAGAGAUUUGGAAUACUUAAUUUGUUCCACUUGUGCUGGACUGGAUCGGAUGUGUUUUAUUUUGUAAAAAAAGUGAUGAUACUUCAAAUGAGUGGUUUAAAAAUUAAA